CGAUCAGUGAAGGGAGGUGCCUGGAGAUACUGGUGAGUUCUGACUGUGACAGUGAAAUUUGACUUCUCUUGCAGAUCGAUAGGCAGCAGUUUGAAGAGACCGUCCGAACGCUCAACAACCUCUAUGCAGAAGCUGAAAAACUCGGGGGCCAAUCUUACCUGGAAGGGUGUCUGGCCUGUCUGACUGCCUACACCAUCUUCCUGUGCAUGGAGACACACUAUGAAAAGGUUCUAAAGAAAAUUGCCAAGUUCAUUCAGGAACAGAACGAGAAGAUCUACGCUCCUCAGGGCCUCCUUCUGACAGACCCCAUUGAGAGAGGACUAAGAGUUAUUGAAAUUACCAUUUAUGAAGACAGAGGUAUGACCAGUGGAAGAUAAAACUGUGGACUCAGCAGACAGCUCAAGAGUGGACUUGCUGUAUCCAAGUUCCCCUACCUCCUACUUUAGAGCAUCAUUCCUUUCUCUGCUGCCAGAUCCACAGUGCCAUCUACUACAAGGACUAACUUCCUCAAACUGCUCCGUGUGGAGUGACCUAGCUGGUCAGCAUCCAUUUUGUGGCAAA
This is a messenger RNA of Antrostomus carolinensis (chuck-will's-widow), 561 nucleotides long. RefSeq names its product golgin subfamily A member 7. The record is from RefSeq and is a predicted model, not a curated record. Gene Ontology annotation, cellular component: Golgi stack; palmitoyltransferase complex. NCBI's taxonomy places the organism in Eukaryota, Metazoa, Chordata, Aves, Caprimulgiformes, Caprimulgidae. Gene Ontology annotation, biological process: Golgi to plasma membrane protein transport; protein targeting to membrane; peptidyl-L-cysteine S-palmitoylation.